Molecule: messenger RNA, 3506 nt
Organism: Mytilus trossulus (common blue mussel)
Lineage: Eukaryota; Metazoa; Mollusca; Bivalvia; Mytilida; Mytilidae
Exons: 3
Coding region: 1-1869 (622 amino acids)
Source: RefSeq, a predicted model, not a curated record
AUGGAAUCAAAACAUUCAAAAAGACGAGAUAAAGUACGACGCUACAGAUUAUUGAGAACAUUAAUUGAAAAGUUUGCCAAAUACAGACAGCUAAGUUGCAAUCAUUCACACACCACUUCCUGCAAAAAAUGUCAACUUGUAGACUCUUGUGUGGACAUUGUUGAAACGGCAUUCAGUAAUUUAGAGAUUCCACAAACAUUAUCUGAUGAAAUAAGUUAUGAACUUGAAAAUGGAGCUCGAUAUGUAUUGGAAUGGAAAAGACAUCUAUUGAGAACAGUUCACCAAGAUGGAGCCAGGAAUGAUGUUUUAAGUGAUCUUAAGGACAAUCAAGGACUGCUUAUAAUGGACUGGGGUAUGAAAUUUUUGCCAUUCAUCUAUAGAGAAACACAGUCAGAUUUUUUUGGUAAAAAAGGCAUCAGUUGGCAUUUUUCCUGCCUUGUUCUUCGUUCACCAAUAGACAGAGAAAAACUUGAUCUUUUUUGUUAUGUGCAUAUUUUAGAGGAUGGAUCACAGGGUUGGUUCUCUAUUGCUAAUAUACUUGUUCACCUUCUUCAUGAAUUCAAAAGUGACAAACCCUUAUUAGAAGAAUUAUUCCUGAAAAGUGACAAUGCUGCUUGCUACCAUUGCACAAAUCUUAUUUCAUUUAUACAACAAUGUAACAAAGACUUUCCUAUCAAAAUCAAGCAGUACAACUUCAGUGAGGCUCAGGCCGGAAAAGAUUUGUGUGACAGUAAGACCGGCAGUUGUAGACUGCAUAUAUUUAAGUAUGCCAAUGAAGGACAUGACAUUUUGAAUACUAAUGAUAUGAAAACAGCAUUGGAAAGUCAUGGAGGUGUGAAAGGGACACAAGCCUGUAUAGUUUCUGUUAAUCAAGAAGUAGAACCUAAGAUUAGAACUAAGAUUCCAGGUAUCAGUACUUUCAACAAUUUCACAUUUUUGGAUGAUGGAAUUGUUGUGAAGAAAGCAUACAAUGUUGGUAGUGGAAAGAAGAUAGGUAAUGGAACACUUACAGAUAAAAACCUUGAAGUAGAAAGAGUUUACAACCUGAAGAUAAAUGAUCCUUUUCCUGGAGCACAUGAAGUAGGAACUGUUUCACUUAACCAGCACCAUGUCGAUGAAAACACCACUAAUGAAAGUGUUGCCAACGAAGUUUCUGAAACAGUUGGAAAUGACCACAAUUCUGAAACUGAUUCAUUCUUUUCAUGUCCAGAUCCUUCAUGUCAGAAGAUAUUUGCCAAGUGUUUCAAUCUUGAAAGACAUUUAGCAAUUGGAAAUCAUUCAUAUCUCACAAAUUCAUGUACAAGUAUGGAUGAAGCUGUAAAUAUGUAUGCCUCAAAAUGUGAAACACUCAGAGAAUCUAAUAAUUUGUUAGUGUCAACACUUACAUCAGAUACUGAACUUAAUAUUAACAGUAAUUCAGAGGACAGAAUGGGAUGGGCUAUAAAAAACAAGAGAAAAUCAACCCGAUUCUCACUACAAGUAAAAGAUUACUUAAUUCAAAUUUGUGAAGCUUGUGACAAAACUGGAAAACGUCCAGAUUGUGGUUCUUUAUCUGAAGAAAUAAAGAAAGCUUGCAAUGAAAAUGGGGAAAAACUUUUCAAAAAAGAAGAAUGGUUGAGCAGCACACAAAUUAAAGGAUUCAUUGCAUCCUAUUUGUCUAGAAAAUCAAAGUUAUCUGAUCAUGACACUACACCUCCUCCAUCUAAAAAACAAUCAGUUUCUCGAAAUGAAUGUGUUCUUGAAGAAGUUACAAUGGAAGAUGACGAGAAGCUUACUGAAAUUGUGACAGCUUUAGAAACAGAUGACUACAAUGAAAAUAUGAACAAUAUGGUUGACAAUGUUUUCUUAGCUAUUAACAUACAAUCAUAAUCAUAGUGUCUCAGUAUUUAUACAGAACUGUAGAUUUUUCAUAGGUUUAUUACUUUAAUGAUGUUCUUACAUGACUUAGGACAGGAAUUUGUGUAAAGUUUUAUGACUCUCAUGACUCUUUUGUUUUUUAAUAUUUUUUUUUUUAAAGGUAUCCCAUAUAAAAAUACAUUUUGACAAUGUUUGAGCAAAUUUUAAAUUUAUUUUCUUUCGAUUUUUAGACCCAAAUCAUACAUGUACUAAAAAUGCAAAUAUAAAGUUAAAGUAUGAGUCAGACUUUUUUUUUUUAUUUAUAAUAUCUGGAAAAGGAGCACAAUAAAGAAUUGAUGAGUUUAGCUUAUUUUGUUCCUGAACUAAUAUUCCUCUUACUUAUACUGCAAGUACUAUAAGUCUUAUAGUAUAUAUUUUUCAUUCUUUUUUUUUUUGCAAUUUUUAACGUAAAAGAUUAUCUGAGUUCGACUAGUUGGUGUCAAAGAAGAUAACAUCAUUUCUCAUUAUUUUCUUUUUCAAAUUGGAAUAAUAACUUGAAUUGAAAGUUUGUUAAGUUUGCAUUACUGUGUAGAUACAACUGUGUUGUAUUUAAAGUUGUCCAUCUGUAGUUUAUUUGUUGCAUGUUAAAACAUUUGUUGCAUGUUAAAACUUUAUUUGCAACAGUAAAAAUACUGAUAGGCAUCCGCAAAGUUUCAAAUACAGUAACCUCUAUUCUAAAAGUCCUGAUUUAAAAAAAAAAAUGUUUUACUCAUUUAAUAAAUGUUAUGUUAUUAAUAUCCUGACUGAUGUUUUAUAUUGUAGUAGUUUCUGAUUAUUUUUUUUGGUAAAUUUUCAGAAGUCUUAUUUUAAUUAGCAAGGUUGAUCAUUUGAUAAUGUUUACCGAAAUUAUGAUUUGGAAUUUACUUAUAAAAAUAUAGUGUAUUUACUUUAGUCACAUUACAAAUAAGAGUUAUCUACCUUUAUUUCAAGUAAUUCAUAAAUUAUUUAAUGAAAUUAUACCUAUAUAAAAGAUGGUAUUUUAUAUUAAGCUUAUAAACAUUUCAGAUUUUCAUCCAAAAAUGGUUCAAGUGCAAACAAUCAGAUCAUGCAGAUAAAUUAGUGUUAAAGCUGAAACAAUACAAAUGUAUAAACAUACAUUCUUAAAGUUCUUUGCGUACUUUGAUUAUUUGUUCACAGGAUUGUUCUGAUUUGAAUUAAUCAAUUGUAUUGAAAUGUGAUAGAAAACUAGCAUUCACCUGGUAGAUUUCAAUGUUGUAUCAAUAAUUUGUCAUUUUUUUUUUUUUAUAAAGCUUUCCAUGAGUGCUUUUAGCACUUUGAUUUUAUGUUUGCAGUAUAAUAUUGCUUUAAAUUACAGAAAACAACAUUUGUAUUAAUAAAGCACUUGAUUUGUAAAAUCUAAACCAGUAGUUAUUGCUUUAUUUAGAAAAAGAAUGAGUUUAUACACUGAAAAUAGUAUACAAAUACAGAUUGAAAUAUGUAGAGGACUAGCUGUACUAAGAAACAAACUACCGAUAUUUCAAAUUAUUUGCCGUGGGUGGAUUUUUUUUAUUUCUUUAACUUAUCAGAGAGGUUUAUUUUGAUACAGUUAACUUUUAAUUACAGCUUCACCUUUUCGCCAUUUUAGCAUUUUUGUCAGGUGCUUAUUUGGC